AUGCAGGUGGCGUUCCUCGCGGCGCUCGUCUUCUUCCAUUCUUCCGAGUUCCUUCUCGCGCUCUGGUCCACCGGCAAACCCGACCUCCGAUCAGUCCACCGUCUUUGUCGCACGGGAGGAACUUCCCUUCACAACGCUGCAAGCAAUGCCCCUCCCCUCCCACAUCUAUCCCGCCAGUGGUGUCUGAGGAUUCUCAAACCGCCUGCGCUUUUGCGCGACGUGCCACAGAUCGGGGCUGAGGAUUCUCAAGAACCACCUGCGCUGUUGUGGAGCCCCGCUGCUCCCGAUAGCCAUGCAGCGUUCCUCGUCUCGCGGGAGAAUCUGCUCGCCAUGGCAGCAACGCUCACUGAAUACGCCCUCGAGACCGCCCUCUUCCCAGCCUUGAAGCGCCGCCUGUGGCCCGUGGCGAGUUCUAUCUGCACCAGUUAUUUUGCCUUGAGCACGUGCGAUACGCUGCCUCGGUGCCUCUGCUCCCAUGCCCCACCCUCCCCUUUACACCCCACACCCCCCCUCUUCUUCCCCUCCCCCAACCCCCCCUUCCCCUCCUCCAAUCCCAGCUAUGAGCACUACGAGGAGUUCUAUAUGCACCUCUUCUUUGGCCUUGAGUACGCACGGUACGCUGCCUCUGUGCCGUCCGGCAUCCCCUUUGUCUCUUGA
Messenger RNA from Closterium sp. NIES-65, 657 nucleotides. The record is from the annotation of a GenBank genome assembly. Lineage: Eukaryota; Viridiplantae; Streptophyta; Zygnematophyceae; Desmidiales; Closteriaceae.